UAUUCAUUUACUAAUUAUGUUUUGUAAUAUACGGUUAAUGUUUAGUGGGAUUUUAAUUAUCUACCUACAUGUGCAGGUUUCAUCAGCUACGACAGCUGAUUACAAUGAUCCAUGUACAGAUUAUGACAUAAUAGAAAGUCACUACAACAGAACUGUCAAUUACACCUUACAAAGCGAUGACGAGGAUUUCUGUGAAACUGAAUAUAUACUACCAGGCUGGUAUAGAUACCAAGAUUUACAAAACAUACCGACAAAACCACCGGCACCGGGACAAUGUGGAUCAUCAUCUCCUAUAUGGUUAAAUGGAUCGUAUCCGAAGACAUAUAGUGAAUAUCGUACGUUAAAGGCCUGUCGAGUAGGAACUACUUCAGACUGUGAAGACAGCUGGGAUGUUACUGUCGUCAAUUGUAUGACAUACAAUGUUGCGUACUUAGUACCAACACCGGGCUGCGGACGAUAUUGUAUGGAAUCCGAUAAAGACUAUAAGAUGUCUACAGAACAAGAUUGGAUGUACCCGUGUUACAGCCAUAGCAUCAUACCAAAUGAUUACGAUAGAGCAGUGGAUUAUACACUGAUGGAUGGAGAAACAGAAUACUGUGAUAAUAUUACAUCGGGAUGGUAUGGGUAUAUGGGAUAUGAGAAUGUUCCUACAAAACCCCCAAAACCUGGACAGUGUGGAUCAUCAUCUCCUAUAUGGUUUGAAGGAAAAUAUCCAUCGUAUGGAAUGACAUCUACCAUGAAAGCCUGCACAGUUGGAGAAUCGUCUAUUUGCAGCAAAAGUUGGAAUGUUACAGUAUUGAACUGCGGCUAUUUCAAUGUAGCAAAAUUGCCAGAUUUAGAUGUUUGUGCUAGGUAUUGCAUGGAAUCAAAGAAUAGUUCCGGCUGGAAUUUUAACUCAUCACAGUGGUAUUCUGGAAUGCAUACAUCUCCUUCAUUCAACAAUUCCUACAACGUACCAUCUUCCCCGUCAUACUACGACGACCCGUGUUACACUUAUAGCAUCAUGCCAAAUGAUUACGACAGAGCAGUGGAUUAUAUGCUGAUGAGUGGCGAAACGGAAAUUUGUGACAAUAUAUCAUUGGGAUGGUACGGGUACAUGGGAUUUGAGAAUGUGCCUACAAAACCCCCAAAACCUGGGCAGUGCGGAUCAUCAUCUCCUAUAUGGUUCGAAGGAACAUAUCCUUGGUACAAAGGGAUGAUGUCUUCAAUGAAUGCAUGUACAGUUGGAAUAUCAUCAAAUUGCAGCACCAGCUGGAACGUUACUGUAAAGAACUGUGGCUAUUACAAUGUGGCCAAAUUACCUCCCUUACAUAUGUGUGCAAAAUAUUGCAUGGAAUCAAAGAAUAAUUCCGACUGGAAUUCUAACUCAUCACAAUGGUAUUCUGGAAUGCAUACAUCUCCUUCAUUCAAUAAUACCUACAAUGGACCAUCUUCUCCGUCUUACUGGGAUGACCCGUGUUACAGUUAUAGCAUCAUAUCAAAUGAUUACGACAGAGCAGUGGAUUAUACAUUGAUGGACGGCGAAACAGAGUACUGUGAUAAUAUAACAUUGGGAUGGUAUGGAUACAUGGGAUAUGAGAAUGUACCCACAAAACCUCCUAAACCCGGACAGUGUGGAUCAUCUUCUCCUAUAUGGUUUGAAGGAAUAUAUCCUUGGUACAAAGGAAUGACGUCUUCAAUGAAUGCAUGCGCAGUUGGAAUAUCAUCAAAUUGCAGUACCAGUUGGAACGUUACUGUAAAGAACUGUGGCUAUUACAAUGUGGCCAAAUUACCUCCCUUACAUAUGUGUGCAAAAUAUUGCAUGGAAUCAAAGAAUAGUUCCGGCUGGAAUUCUAACUCAUCACAAUGGUAUUCUGGAAUGCAUACAUCUCCUUCAUUCAAUAAUUCCGGCUGGAAUUCUAAUUCGUCACAGUGGAAUUCUGGAAUGCAUACAUCUCCUUCAUUCAAUAAUUCCGGCUGGAAUUCUAAUUCGUCACAAUGGUAUUCUGGGAUGCAUACAUCUCCUUCAUACAAUAAUUCCUACAAUGGACCAUCUUCUCCGACAUACUACGAUGAUCCAUGUAACAGUUAUAGCAUUAUACCAAAUGAUUACGACAGAGCAGUCGAUUAUAUGCUGAUGAUUGGCGAACCAGAAAUCUGUGACAAUUUAACAUUGGGAUGGUACGGGUACAUGGGAUUUGAAAAUGUACCUACAAAACCUCCAAAACCUGGGCAGUGCGGAUCAUCAUCUCCUAUAUGGUUUGAAGGAACAUAUCCUUGGUACAACGGGAUGAUAUCUACAAUGAAUGCAUGCACAGUUGGAUUAUCAUCAAAUUGCAGCAGCAGUUGGAACGUUACUGUGAAGAACUGUGGCUUUUACAAUGUGGCUAAAUUACCACCCUUACAUAUGUGUGCAAAAUAUUGUAUGGAAUCAAAGAAUAAUUCCGGCUGGAAUUCUAACUCUUCACAAUGGUAUUCUGGGAUGCACACAACUCCGCCAUACAAUAAUUCCGGCUGGAAUUCGAACUCGUCACAAUGGUAUUCUGGGAUGCAUACAUCUCCGCCACUCAAUAAUUCCGGCUGGAAUUCGAACUCGUCACAAUGGUAUUCUGGGAUGCAUACAACUCCGCCAUUCAAUAAUUCAGGCUGGAAUUCGAACUCGUCACAAUGGUAUUCUGGGAUGCAUACAACUCCGCCAUUCAAUAAUUCAGGCUGGAAUUCGAACUCGUCACAAUGGUAUUCUGGGAUGCUUACAUCUCCGUCGUUCAAUAAUUCCAGCAACGGACCAUCUUCUCCGUCAUACAAUGAUUCCUACAACGGACCAUCUUCUCCAUCAUACUGGGAUGACCCUUGCAACAGUUAUAUCAUCAUAUCAAAUGAUUACGACAGAGCAGUAGAUUAUACACUGAAGAGUGGCGAAACAGAGUACUGUGAUAAUAUAACAUUGGGGUGGUACGGGUAUAUGGGAUAUGAGAAUGUACCUACACAUCCUCCAAAACCUGGGCAGUGUGGAUCAUCAUCUCCUAUAUGGUUUGAAGGUACAUAUCCUUGGUACAACGGGAUGAUAUCUACAAUGAAUGCAUGCACAGUUGGAUUAUCAUCAAAUUGCAGCAGCAGUUGGAACGUUACUGUGAAGAACUGUGGCUUUUACAAUGUGGCCAAAUUACCACCCUUACAUAUGUGUGCAAAAUAUUGCAUGGAUACAAAGAAUAAUUCUGACAUGUACCCCUCCACCACACAAGGGAAUAACUGGCACUGGAUGAAUACAACUUCCUCUUCAUUCAAUGGUUCCUGUGAUUUAAUGUACAUUAAUAUAAUAGAAAGUACCGAUGAUAGAAAUGUCAACAGUACAUUAGAAGGUGGUAGUAUGGAGAGCUGUGAUAACAUUACAGAAGGAUGGUAUCAAUAUGAAGGACUUGAGAAGAUACCAACGCAGCCACCUCUACCUGGCCAAUGCAGCUCUUCGUCGCCAAUAUGGCUACAAGGAAAUUAUCCUAAAUCUUUUGACGGUGAAAUGUCAAUAAUGAAAGCAUGUAUGGUUGGAACUACCUCAAAUUGUAUAAAAAGUUGGAAUGUUACAGUAAAAUAUUGUAGUGGACACAUUGUAGCCUAUUUGAAACCACUGGAUACUUGUGCCAGAUAUUGUAAAGUGUUUGUUUUAGAGGGCAUGACAUCCGGUGAAAAAGGAUCAACAACUCCUUCUUUUAAUGGAGAAAACAUAGAUCUUAAUAGUUAUAUAGGACUCUAUGUCGAGGCAGAAGUGCCAUCACAUGACACUAAUUCUGCAGACCGGCAAUUAAUGUUUAAAUGUAAAUAUUGGGAGAAAACAGAUGACACAUCUUUUUUGGAUGACUAUUCCUAUGAUGUUAAAUGGUUGAUUGACGACGAUGAAGUUAUUGUAAAAUCUAAUGUAAAAAAGGCAGAUCUCUACACGACAGGGAGAUUGAAAAGUAGCGAUUGGAGCAGUAGACCAAAGAAGAUAGGAUUCAAUGUAAAAUGUGGUGGUCGGGUACAUACAUCCACCAAUGGUGCUUCUUUUGUGGAAAGCGACGUAUUCUACGCUGGCAUGGAUGUGUGGCCCAAAAGUAUGUCAAUAUCUAGUGGACAAUCGGCAGAAAUUAAUGUCUGGUCAACAGUUCCAUUGGCUUGUAUUGGUGGUACUAGCAAUGCAUGCGAUGUUACAAUAGAAAUGGUUGACUUUAAUGAACAGUUCACAUCCGGUGCUCCAGCUUAUUGCAAUUCAUCAGUUACAGAGCUUACAAAACCUUCACUAUGUGGGUUGGUCUUAGACGGAUGGAAGACGAAUACAGAAUGGCAAAAGUUAAGUGUUAGUUUACCAGCCAAUUCUGCUCAAGAUCAAGAAUACCAGGCAAAACUAUUACUUCGAGUAAGCAGUGCAGCAUAUGACUCAGUCUGGACUAAUUAUCUUCUUCCAGAAAUAAGCAUUAGUGUAGUAAAUGAGAAUGUAACAGAUGAUUAUUGGAUGUGGUAUGGGUCUUGCUUUACUGGAUCUGAUCCAUGGUUUUCUACAUUUGAUUGGCAAUGGUAUGGUUUCCAUGAUGAAGGUGAAUUUACCCUUUUUCGGCAUAAGACCAAGCCCAUUGAAAUAAAUACGAUUCAGAGGCGACGUGAAAGCCAUCACACAUGGACAGAACAUUGUGCAAUAGCUGUUCGUGCAGCUUCGGAUGUUUUCAUCAUUUAUGGUUGUGGAAAUCCUCCAAAAUGGGUUGUGCGAAGACUAGGGUGCUCCAUUGGUAAUGAAUAUUUGGAGGUGUACAGCAGUUGGGGAUCUUAUGAGAUAGUUCUUCCAACUGGAACUCGGGUUCAUGUGUGGAUUUCUGGAAACAAAAUGCUUAAUGUUUAUAUUACCUUAUCUCGAGCUGACCUUCACGAAACUGAAGGACUUUGUGGAACAUGGAAUGGAAAUUAUGACGAUGAAUUUAUAGGUCGCGAUGGUAACAAUUAUCAAGAACCCACCGAUUUUGCAAGAACAUGGAGUGUUCCAGAAACUGAGAGCCUGUUUAUCAGUAAAACUAGAACUGAAAAGAUGGUCCAGUCGUUCAUGUAUUGUUCAUGUCUUGGUCAGACACUUAGUGGAUUGUCAUCAGAAGUAGAUUGUUCUUGGAAAGAGAGUCAGCCGGUUUGUCCGCCAUUAGAUAUGAAUAAAAAAUCUUGUUCAGUAAGGUCGAAGCGUUCUACCGACGAUGAAGGUGACGAAGAGUCAUUUGACAUAUCUGCUGAUGAGAUAGCAUACAUUGAACGUCCAGAAGUUAGCAUGGAUUGGAAAAAUGGUUGGAAUGCAUCCAGUGCAGAAAAUGCAUGUAAUAAUAAUUUUAAACAGUCUGUAUUAUUUGAUGCCUGUUCAUCACUGUCAAAUGUCAAUACUACUGCUGCUAUUACAAAUUGCAUUCAGAACAUUCAGCUUUCUGGAACGGACGAAUACAUGGACGAUUCGUUUGAACUGUUAAAAACAGAAUGUGCGAACGAAGUCAGAACAAAUAAUACCUUAUGGAAGGAGGAUGACAAUAGCGUAGCUAAACUUAUUGAUGACAAUGUCUGCCCUUUUGACUGCAAGUAUAAAGGAAAGAAACAUGGAGAUUGUAUAAAAAAAAUCUGUAACUGUUAUACGGGCUUUGCGGGUAAAGAUUGUAGAGUAAACAUGACUGCAGGUCCUGAUGUAGUAAAAAGAAUCUCGGAUGAAUCGUUUUGUGAUAAAUCAAUUAGCUCAUGCGGACAUAUCUCAAUUUAUGGUGAAAACUUUUAUGAAUCAGCUAAUCUACUUUGCCGUAUUGAAACUGCAAAUAAUGUGAAUAAUGAGUUGGUUUCCACUGGAACAUCAUUUACUACCGCUGGUGUACUGGAAGACGCCGGAGAAGUAAAAUGUCCAUUGACAACCGGAUCUAAACGUCGCAAGAAAAGGUCAACAGAUUCCUCAACUUUGACUUUCCAGCUUGUCUCUGUGACAAACGAUGGCGUGACAUACAGUGAUACUGUUGCAACUGCAUCAUAUGAUUCGGCGUGUUAUACAUGUACGACAAAUGGAUCAAAUGUCGUUUGUCAAUUAAGGUCUGAUAUUUGUGUUGUUGAUGGUAGCUGCCAUAGUUCUACAAGUUCAGAAUGCUCUACCGAUUCAGAUGCAACUACAGCAAGUUUAGUUUGGUUGGUAGGGGUAGUUAUUGGUCUAGUUAUCAUCUGUGUCAUCGUUUUCCUUUUAUUCAAGUGGUACAAGAAAUCAAAGUCAGUUGGUCCUAGCAAAAGAAAAGGAGAUGCCGAAUUACAGGAUGGAAUCAAGUUUGAUGCCUACGAAAUAUACCCGUCACCCAAUGUGCCACCUUCAUAUCAUCAAGUUGACAAAAAAGCUUUAUACGACUAUUGAUUUCAUACGUUAUCGUAUUUUGUUAGUGUGGCUAAUGAUUUAACACGUGUUUUGUAUUGCAGUUUUGUUUAAACAUUUUGUAUCUUUAAUUUUUAAUCAAAAUCUAAAGCUAAAUAGAACAACUCGAGUCUCGGUCAUCAAACUUUAAUCAGAGGUCGGAGUAAAUUAUUUGUGGUCGAAAAGCCAAAUCGAGUUUUUCAUUGUUUGAUUCCUGAGUCUGAGAACAAUAUUCGUACUCGAAAGUUUUAUGACCGCAAGGCCAGGUGUGACAUGCUUUAUUUUUUAUGUGUUGAACGAAUUGGAUUCACUGAUAUAUAAGACUUCUAUGAUGUUGUAAACCAAUAGAAUUAUGACUGAGCAUGAAAUCCCUAUCAUUUUGCAUAUAGGGAAACGUUUGAAAUUAUAACUACUAUUGUAGUAUUCCAUAAAAAAGUGUUUUUUUUUUGUUUUGUUUAAAUUUAUGUAAUAUUUAGAAACAUGUAUAGUUAAGUACAUUGUAUUUCUCCAUUUUCGAUCAAAAGAGCGUGGCGUAAGGUUUCCGGGUCACCAAAUAUUUUAUUGUAUAAUCUUUCAAUUAAUUGUUUUAGGGCGAUAGAGUAGAUUUUUAUUUUUACUAACACUUUUGUAGACUUGUGACGUCGCAAACCUGUCAUUAGCUUAAACAAAUUUACCUCUCGGUAAAUAAAAAUUC
Mytilus trossulus (common blue mussel) is the source of this 7046-nucleotide messenger RNA. RefSeq lists its product as uncharacterized. The record is from RefSeq and is a predicted model, not a curated record. Lineage: Eukaryota; Metazoa; Mollusca; Bivalvia; Mytilida; Mytilidae. The transcript is spliced from 30 exons. Bases 17 to 6355 code for a protein of 2112 amino acids.